Messenger RNA from Pestalotiopsis fici W106-1, 1686 nucleotides. RefSeq lists its product as uncharacterized. The coding region runs from base 1 to 1686 and encodes 561 amino acids. The transcript has a single exon. The record is from RefSeq and is a predicted model, not a curated record. Lineage: Eukaryota; Fungi; Ascomycota; Sordariomycetes; Amphisphaeriales; Sporocadaceae.
AUGGGCGCCAACGAUCGGGACCUAAGAUCACUCCUUGUCACGGUGUUGGGAGAAGCUUUCGUGGUUUCGCAUGCCAGGGAUUCGAAGAAAUAUUACACCACCUUCGCAAUCAAGGAUGCGUCAACAGACGCGGAUGAAUGUCUUGAAGCCCACGUUUUUGACUUCAGUGAAAAGAACAGCACCCAUCGAAGGUUUCUAGAGAACAGGAUACUUUCGAAAUUACUCAAAUUGGACGUCUUUGUCCAGGACUAUUCAGGAGCGUUGUUCCGCGUUGUGAUCUGUAGGCAAAAGGAGGACCGUACAGCUACACCUCGAGUGCUACGAAUAGCCCGACCCAACACGGGAGCGGCCGAAGACGAUUCCAACAAGCAACUCAGUACAGCAGCAUCAAAUGACCCGAUAGUAUUCGUCGCUCGCCUCUGUAAUAAUGCACUGCUUCUAAAUCCACGAAGAAGCAGCUCUCAAUUGCCGCCGUCUUUGGCAGAGAUUGAGAGAACUCUGCAAGAUGAAGUUCUAUCGUCGUGGCCGAGCGACGGCAAAGUCAGUCGACCUCUGAAGCCUGAUGGUGGUCAAGAUCCCCUGGUAGAGUCUUCAGGAUAUGUCUUCGCACCGGAAAGGGCCCACGACCAGCAAUCAAACAUUGGUCAGAGGCGUACAGGCGGCCGACACCGACUAACACCGAGAGACCGAAGAAAACACUUUGUGGUCGACCUAGCAACGCUUAUUGCAAAAGACGGGCUCGUUGACAAAUCCUUGUCUAAUUCGAUGCGCGAGCCCGGUUUAGGGUUCUGUAUAAGGCAUCUUACUCUGCCGAUACUCGAUGUGCAUCUUCCUCUGUGCGAGAAGAAGGUCAUGGCCGAGAAGUCUCGCUGUUGGGCAAAGUAUUUGCAAAGGAUCCAACAGCAGCUGCCUUUAUUACUGAAAGCAGCGGCUCUGGAGCAGAAGAAGACUUGGGCCUCGGCUAUCCCGACCAUCAUCACAAUUUUCGAGGCGACUUCGAAAUCAGGCAUAUUCCAUGAACUGUCAUUGGAUCGUAUUGGAACGCAGUCACUGGCCGCAAAGAAGGACCACCCCGAUGCUGAUCUACACAGCAGUGAAACUAGUGCGGAAAAAUCAAGUGAGAAACAAGAAUGGAAAGCGUACUUGAACUAUGUGAUGUCAGCGAGUUUCACUCGCCCAAGAACCACCUCAAUUCAGUGCGCAAUAGACAUACUGCCCCUUGAAGCUGACAAGCCGGAGCACACAGAUCUUGCCUGGCGCAAGAUUCUUGUCUGGCUGGGUAUGAUUCACAUUCACCAUCGCAUGAACAUAUGGGCUAUGACCAAGCCAUCCGACCUCACUCGAGACCGGCCACACGGGCAAGAUCUCAGGAACCUGAUCCAGACUUAUACAAUGACUCAAUUAGUCAUCGGGGUACAGCCAAUCGUCGACCGCAUGGUCCGACUUGCCGAAGAGGUUGCGGCUAAUUGGGAAAGAGUCGUGAAUGGCCAAGACAUCAGGGACGAUAAUUCCGUACCAUGCGAUAUAUUCAAGCCGCUGUGGCAUUUGCGAUCGAGGAAUCUACUGGAGACACCAACAGUCAUUCGGGGAACGGCGCUCCGUACCGAUGAGGUGGAAGGGAAUCAUCCAGGUUGGAGAUCUGGAAAUUAUGAGGACUUGUCGUUGUCUGGAUCCGCAGAUUCCUGA